AUGAUGGAUAAGACGUAUUUUCGCGUGGACUUCCAAACAUCGGACCCUACAGUGGCAUUUGAAGACGCACUUAUCGGAUCCGGCGGUGCAGCCGCUUCACAACUUCCACGGAGAGCUCGACAGUGUUUUGCGUGUAUACAUCGAGCCAAGCUGUUGCCGGAUAUUCCAGAACCGGUGUCGGCCCCACCGGUGUUGGUCCCGACACCGGUGCACGUGGCCUACACACCGGUUACCGCUCCUAUACAAACCGAGCCCCACCGGACAGCUAUGACGGCAAAACCGGAGAAUGUUCACGAGGCUCUAGAGGAUAGGGAUCCUAACAGCUUGAACCAACAUGUACAGAUAGUGUGGGAUGAUAUCAUCGGUGAACCGGAAGGGGCCCGAAGUCCUGAGUGUGCUUGGCGUCUCUCAUACUUGUGCUUUCGCCAUGCAAGGAACUGGUGCUACACCAUUUUGACAGUUAUACUAGCGCCUCCCUGCGCUUUGCUACUCGGAUGUGGAUUCGCCUGCCUCGCUUUUGAGCAAAUCUGGUGCACCGCUCCAUGCUUACGCUGCGUGAAGAUCUACUUCGCCUCACUCCGCACCAUGGUCCAGUCAUGCAUGGCGGCUACCGUUGUACCUGCAGCUGACGCUGUAGGGCACAUUUGUAGGCAUAUCAGGCUAUUCAUACUGGAAGAGAUAGUUGACCGUCCACCAGAAUACCAGAUAUUUGCAAGUCUGUUCCGACAAGUGGAACCAAUAUGCAUUCUGCUUGAAGGCAAGAACCAAGGCGGUUUUGUGCAGACCGUCAAGAAAACGGUGUUUGACAACGAUGCAAAUGAUGAGGGUCGGUGUAAACUGGUGUUUUUAUCUCCAAAGGAAUAUAGUUUCGAAGCAUGUAAGCGUCGCAUCGCCUCCCUCUCCCUACCAACGGAACCCCUCAACUGCUCAGACGAAGAGCGAUCGUUAUACCUCCGAACAGUUAUAGACUUCAGCCAAACACAAAGCGUUCACGCUAUGGGUGCUUUGCUAAGGUACUUGGAUCUCAACUGGGCGAAGUUGAGUAUGGAGUUGCAUGGGAAGCCAAAUUUUCUCAGUCUCAGAAUUAUUUCACUUGCGGACAUAGUAACUGUUGACGAAGACACAUACAGGGGUCUCCAAGUGUUCAGUGCGAUAGUGCAUCCCAGCGCUUUCAAGCGAGGUACUCGCGGUUCCAGCAGGGAGGGACUUAGCCUGUUCCAGGUGUUCAGUAAAUGUCGCUCUAAGAUCGGACAGGCGAAGAUGAGGGUGCUCUUACAACAUCCUACCUGCGACCUGGAAAUGCUGAAACACCGUCAGGACGUGAUCGCAUUCUUCAUGCGACCGCAGAAUGAAUCCCUGAUGAGGAACAUCUGCUCUUCACUGCGAUAUAUAAAAAACGUUCAUGGCAUACUAACAAAAAUCAAAGCCUUAUCAGCCAAAUCUUACCAAUGGAAAUCGUUGUACAACACUUUAUACAACGCCGUGCUUAUUUGUGAGAUGUGUGAAGAGGCUGGGAAUCACAGCGAGUUCUUACAAAAGCUCGCAAGUUUUGACAAUAAUAAACUAUACGAGAUGGCGCUAUACAUGAACAGAAUAAUAGACUUCGAUUUAUCUAAAACUGAAGGCAAGUUUACCGUUAAGGCUGGAGUGGACCCUGAAUUGGACCGCAAAAAACAAACAAUGGCCAGCCUCCAAGGUCUAAUGUCAGAAACCGCUAAAGUGGAACUGGAUCGCCUGCCCACCUACAUCCAGGAAUGCAGCAUGCUGUACAUGCCGCACCUUGGAUAUUUGUUAGGAGUUAAGGUGUGGGCGGAGAACUUGUCUGCCGAGGACAAGAAUCUCAAUGAUAUGAAGUUUAUGUUCCAAAAUAAUGACUACAUACACUACAAAAGCAAAGGAUGUGAAGAGCUGGACGUUCUGAUAGGAGAUACGUACCCAGAGAUAGUGGCCCACGAGACACGUAUCAUGAUGCGGCUCACCGCCCAUAUGAUGCAGCAUCUGCACACACUGGCCACGGUAGUCAACAUGUGCUCUGAACUUGACUGUCUAAUAGCAAUAUCGAAAGUUUCCAAAGAGUACAACUACGUCCGUCCCACUCUAACACCAGAGAAGGUAAUCAGUAUCAAACAAGGCAAGCAUCCGCUGUACAUGCUGACUUGUGAUAACUUCGUGCCCAAUGACUUGGAGAGCAGCCAGGAGGCUGGAUUUGUAAAGAUAUUGACUGGACCCAACUCCAGUGGCAAGUCGGUGUACAUGAAGCAAAUAGGUCUAAUAGUAUACCUGGCUCACAUCGGCAGCUUCGUUCCAGCAGAGUCUGCAACAAUAGGCAUAGUGCGUCACAUCCACACUCGCAUCCAGAGCACCGAGUGUGUCGCAGCGCACAUGUCCGCUUUCCUCAUAGACUUAAGACAGAUGGCAUUAGCCCUCCAAGAGUCCACAUCCCACUCCCUACUGAUAGUGGACGAGUUCGGCAAAGGAACUUCAGCAACGGACGGCCUCGCGCUGUUGGCCGCUUGUCUGAAUACCCUACUUUUCAGACAGCACUGCCCACAUGUUUUACUGGCUACUCAUUACUUGAACAUCAAGGAAUAUAUCGUCAACUCACCUGUUGUUAGAUUCCUGCGAUUCGAAUAUAUUAUCGAAGAUGACGAGCCUGUGUUCCUAUUCCGUGUGUGCGAGGGAGGGGCCAGCUCCAGCUUCGCGUUACAAGUUGCGGCUGCGAGUGGACUACCGCCGCGGACCAUAUCCCGAGCUAAGGAAAUCAUGGCUGCUUUAACGAACAAUACCCUGCCGGUAGCAAACAAGCGUAUCACAACAAAACUGAACACAUGUCUCGAAACAAUGAAACAAAAACUACUCACAGACGAUAUUUAA
Molecule: messenger RNA, 2874 nt
Organism: Arctia plantaginis
Lineage: Eukaryota; Metazoa; Arthropoda; Insecta; Lepidoptera; Erebidae
Source: the annotation of a GenBank genome assembly